AGUUAUUUUUGAAAAUAAAUCAACAUAGCAAAACAAGUAGAAAACAUUAGUUGUUCAUUUUAUCCUGAGCUAUUUUGAACAACCAUUAUGGAAAGCUAUGGAAGAUUACGAAAAACAAUUCCCAAGGAGACAAAUUCCAUGUCCAAAUUUGUUCGGGAAUUCAAUGAGAAAAAAACCGAUGGAGAAUUUCGCAAAGCUGAAAGUAUGCUUCCACCCAACAUGACGACAACAGCAAGUCUGUUUCCGUCUAUGUCAAAAUUGUCACUAAAACGACCACCCCUUAAAUUGGCUCCAAUCUUCAAUAAAGAUAAUUUUCCACGAAAUAAAAGAAAACAAUCAACUACUACAGGGGUAGUUAAAGAUUUUGGCGAAGUUGAAUAUCUUCCGCCACCAAGGAAGAAACCACUUUUAGAAAGAAGUCAGUCAUCGCAAUUGACACAAUCAUCAAAACAGCAGAUAACACCAAGUAGAUCAAGACCUGAGAGGGAAAAUGUUUUCAUCACCGGAAGUGUUCCGUUUGUAUUGAGAAAUUUCAAAUUAUAUCCAGAUAUGAAGGCGUUAUAUGAAGUGUAUGGAAAUAUAAUGAAAAUAACGAAAAGUAAAAUAAGAUUUGAGCACAUUAUUCUAUUGCGGAGUGAAUCGGGACCAGUUUUGCAAGGAUUCUAUUAUGAUUUUGAAAAUAUUUUGCUAAAUUUUCCAACGGCAAGUUUGGUGCGUUGCGUUGGAAAUUUUAACUUUCAAAACCGCUUUCAUAUACACAAAAUCGAGCUAAUUCCAAUAGAACCUCAAGAUGCAGAACUUAACAGAAUACAAAAUGUAUCCGCGUUUGCUUUAUUGCAAAGUCAUAACGAUAUAAUAAAAUAAAUUUAAACAAUUUCAUUAACAUUUUAUAUAAGCUUUAAGUUUAAUUGUUAAAUAUUUUUUUUUUAAUAAAUUUAAAUUAUGUUGAAUAAAAAAAAAUUAAAUAAUGUUAACAAACAAAAAAUGUUUACAACCAAACCUAACAUAAAUAUAUUGUUAACUAAUAAUAACUAUUUACUUAAGC
This is a messenger RNA of Episyrphus balteatus (marmalade hoverfly), 1045 nucleotides long. RefSeq lists its product as uncharacterized. The coding region runs from base 88 to 864 and encodes 258 amino acids. The record is from RefSeq and is a predicted model, not a curated record. NCBI's taxonomy places the organism in Eukaryota, Metazoa, Arthropoda, Insecta, Diptera, Syrphidae. The transcript is spliced from 4 exons.